Messenger RNA from Gossypium raimondii (Peruvian cotton), 954 nucleotides. RefSeq names its product ethylene-responsive transcription factor ERF003. Gene Ontology annotation, molecular function: DNA binding; DNA-binding transcription factor activity. Bases 74 to 754 code for a protein of 226 amino acids. Gene Ontology annotation, biological process: regulation of DNA-templated transcription. NCBI's taxonomy places the organism in Eukaryota, Viridiplantae, Streptophyta, Magnoliopsida, Malvales, Malvaceae. The transcript is spliced from 2 exons. The record is from RefSeq and is a predicted model, not a curated record.
UUGUGGGUCCUAUUAUUCAAUAGCAAAUGAAUAAUAAGAAUGCUGCAAAAAAGGCUUAUAUAUUUAUCUUUAUAUGAGCCUCUUCCAUUUAAGCCUUGACUCACCCACUUCUCUGUUUCUUUUAUUUUCUUAUUCUUCGUUUGUUCUCUUUCUCUCAGGCCUUUUCACAAACACAUUGUUACUCGAGCAUUCAUUGAAGCUUUUCCUUGUAGAAACCACCAUGGGAAGACCUCAGCAACGAUACCGUGGUGUUCGUCAAAGACAUUGGGGCUCUUGGGUCUCUGAAAUUCGACACCCCGUCUUGAAGACUAGAAUAUGGCUAGGCACAUUUGAAACAGCAGAGGAUGCUGCAACAGCAUAUGAUGAGGCAGCAAGGUUAAUGUGUGGGGCAAAAGCUCGAACCAAUUUCCCAUACAAUCCUAAUGAUCCUACUUCUUCAUCAAAGCUUCUCUCAGCUACCUUGGCAGCUAAGUUACAUAAAUGUCAUAUGGCAGCACUUCAACUAGCUAAAACAAAUGCAGCAAAAGAGUCAUAUUCAGCACAAUGUCACCCUUUAACUCCCACCCAUGGCAUUACCGGAAACAAUGCGGAAACGGGUUAUCGCCGGCAACCGGAGAUCAAAUGGGAAGCGGAAGAAAAUCCAGUGGGGAGCGAACAACAGUUCAUCCCACUAGAAGAUGAUGAUAUAGACCAAAUGAUAGAGGAGUUGCUUGAUUAUGGAUCUAUUGAACUUUGUUCUAGUAGUUCUACUUAAGGUCUAAUUAUUUGUAAGCAUGUCCCCCCCCCCCCCCGGCCCCCCAAAUGUUAAUGCAUAAGCUUCCCUUUUCUUCUUCCAUUUUUCUAGUUCUUGGUAAUCAUAUAUAGGCCAUUUGUAAUGUGAAAGUAUUCAAGUAGGAAACUCUAAGGAUCAGAUAUGAUAUAUAUGUAUGAAUCUCUAUAUCAUCUGAAUUACAU